CCCGGCCCCGUGGCAGGACUUCCGCGGCCGGAGCCCAGCGAGGAGGCGCCGGGCCGGCCAUGGGCAGCGCCGCGGGACCCCCCGGGCGCCGUCGGGGCAGCGGCGCCCGCCGCCUCUGCUGGCCUCUGCUGGGGCUCCUGCUGAAAAGUAUGCUGUCCUCUGGAAGGGAAACACUGCUGACGACACCUGUCACUCCACAACCUGAAUAUGAUCUAUUUAAUGAAGAUUACAUUAAUUUGAAUGUUUUGAACAAAAGAGUCCUCAAUGACACUGAAGUUUCUGUUUACUAUUUAUGCUCAAAAUUGUGUGUUGUCACUAUAGAAGCAGUAGCUUCGUUGGAAUUCAGAACAGGUGUGUCAGUGUAUAAGAAGAGCUGGGAGGAUAACCACCUCCACAGCAGUAGGAAUCAAACGCUGACACUGCAAUUUCCAAGCAGUAUGGUUUUCAGAGAUGAUUAUUUCAUCAGACAUUCCUUAAUAGUACACACAGUGAUACUGUAUGCAUGGAUUACUCAUAAGCAAGUAAGGAUCCACCAUGCUAAGCAGGGGGAAGAAUACUUGCAGGCUAUUGCAAAAGACUACACGUUGUUGGAAAGCGUUCCACCGUUUGAACGUCCAUACAAAGAACACAAAAUGUGUUUGAAAUGGAAUUUGGAAUACACGUGGAAGCUCCAGUCAAACAAGAUUCCUCAGUGUCCGUAUGAGACAGAUGCUGUUGAGAUCCUCAGCUUUCCAUAUGCAUCCAGCGGAGAGAUGGCAGGCAUGGUGAAGAAAUUUCAGAAAUUCAAGAACAGAGAGCUGGAAACAAUCAGGAAACAUCAGAUUGGUUACCCAGUCUUUACUGUUUCACUCUGGCUUUAUUUACUCCAUUACUGCAAAAAAUCUUUGUGCGGACUUCUGUACCUCAUUGAUUCAGAAGAAAUGUAUGGGACCCCUGCUGUAUUUCUAACUGAAGAAGGUUAUGUCCACAUCCAGAUGCACCUUGUCAGAGGAGGGGACCUCGCUAUGAAAACCUCCUUCAGCCUUCCUCUGAGGGAGUGGCUGCGACUUGACAUCUCUGUCAUUGGAGGGCAGAUAGAAAUAACCAGCGUUGAGAAGAAUAUGAAUAGUCGUCGGCAUCAAACUUUUAUUUUUAGGGAGGAUUUCUUUUAUGAUGACACUUCAGGAUAUUUUGUUCUCGGAGGCAGUUUAUAUUCAUCAGGUAUUGAAGGAUACUUUGGACCAGUGAAAUAUUAUCGCCUUAAUAGUCUUGGGACAAGAAAGAUUUCUAACCCUUUCUGCAACAAAGAAUUCAUGGAAAGAGUUGAGCUGUACUACAAAAAAUGUGCAAAUAUCCAGAGCAUAGCAUCUGAGUAUGGAUCCAGGCUGAGACAAGAAGAGGGAAAGAGCCUUCGUGAAAACUAUUAUUUGGAAAUGAACAGCAAAUACGGAGGAAACCUCAAGUGCAAAGCUUCCUUCUGGGGAAAAGAGCUGAGGGAGGAAUAUAACGACUUGUUCAAAUUUCUGCAGGAGACUGAUUUACACUUGCAAGGAGCUGUAGUUCCUGAAAGCCAAAAGGAUACAGUGUUAGAAAUUGGACACAGGAUAUUCAAGAAAGCUGCUCAGAAUCUGUCCAGGGCUGGUGGCUUACAUUAUAUCAAUUCCUCUGUCCUGUCUCUGAUGGACUCAAGCUGUUGUGGUCAUCACAGGGCUUCCUAUGUGCUUGCUGUUAUCUUUGAAAUCGGACUGGGUUUGCCCAUCGACCCAGACCAGGGGCUCCUGUACAGUUUGAUCGCUGCUCAAGGAGGUGAUAGGCUGGCUUUGAUCAGUCUUGGAUAUAAGCACUACCAAGGGAUUAAUGGUUACCCACGUGAUCUGGAGUUAUCAUACGCUUACUACAGUGACGUUGCUGUAAAGACGCCUCGUGAUCAUCAGCGUGCUGAAGGAGACCAAGCAUUCGUAGAAGUAAUAAGGUUUGAAGAUGACAGCCUACUGAAAGCUCAAACCAAAGAAAACGGUGACCUCUUCAUGUGGCUGAAACAUGAAGCCAUAAGAGGAAAUGCAGCUGCCCAGCAACGGUUGGGACAAAUGCUUUUCUGGGGCCAGCAAGGAGUAGAAAAAAAUCCUGAAGCAGCUGUUGAGUGGUAUGCAAAGGGUGCCUUGGAAAUGGAAGACCCGGUAUCCUUGUAUGAUUACUCCAUUGUGUUGUUCAAGGGUCAAGGUGUACAAAAGAACCAAAGACUUGCUCUACAUCUGAUGAGAAAAGCUGCUUCAAAGGGCCUACCUCAGGCAAUGAAUGGGCUGGGCUGGUAUUAUCAUAACUUCAAGAAAAACUAUGCAAAAGCAGCCAAAUACUGGUUAAAAGCUGAGGCUAUGGGCAGUCCUGAUGCCUCGUUCAAUCUUGGUGCCCUCUAUUUAGAUGGGAUUUAUCCAGAAGUGACUGGUAGAAAUCAGACUGUUGCCGCUGAUUAUUUCCAUAAAGCAGCACAAGGUGGCCACAUGGAAGGGACGUUGCGAUGCUCUCUGUAUUAUAUCACAGGAAACUUACCACGCUUUCCCAGGGACCCUGAAAAAGCAGUACUCUGGGCAAAAUAUGUGGCAGAAAAGAAUGGCUAUUUGGGCCACGUCAUCCGAAAAGCACUCAAUGCUUAUCUGGAAUUGUCAUGGCAUGAAGCCUUGCUGUAUUACAUUCUGAGUGCAGAGACUGGGAUUGAAGUUUCACAGACGAACUUAGCACAUCUCUGUGAAGAGAGACCAAACGUGGCAAAAAGAUACAUGGCUGCUGACUGCGUUUGGAGAUACUAUAAUUUUUCAGUCUCCCAGAACUACGCUCCUUCAUUUGCUUAUUUGAAAGUAGGAGAUUUCUAUUACUAUGGACAUCACAACCAAUCCAAGGUCUUGGACAGAUCAGUACAGAUGUACGCCCAAGCAGCGUCAGAUGGUGAUCCACAGGGGUUCUUUAAUGUCGCCCUUCUUCUGGAAGACGGUUAUCCCAUUCCUAAUCAUAUUUUAGAUCAAUUAGAUAUUGACAGGACUACGGAUUCCAGUAACCUAUCCAUUCUUCAGAAGCUUUAUGAGAGGUGUUGGAAUCUCAGCGACCAAGAAUCAAUUAGCCCAUGUAUGUUAGCUUCACUCUAUCUUCAGCUGAGGAUUUUUUGGAAGAACAUUUUUCAUUCUGGACUGAUUUACUUCCUGGGCUCCAUGGUCAUCUCUGCAUUGGUGGUUAUAUUCGUCAUGUUGUGUUAUCCAGCUCUGUUAGCAGCUGUUCGGUCUCACCCACCAUUAUUGCCUGAAGAAGCUCAAGCGGAGUAUUCUUCAGCAGAAGAAAGUACUCAUGAGACCAGCUCAGCCGAGCAAGAAGCAUCCACUGUUGCAAAUAAUAAAGAAGGGACUGGCGUAGGUCCUCAGCACGUGCACUCCAGCAGCUGAAAAUAUAGAUUCCAAAGUAAGUGGAAUUUGGAUGCCAGCAGAAGAUAAAACUGUCACUUCUUUCCAAUCAAUGGCAAAAAGCCUCUUCAAUUUUCUAUGAAGGGGCAGGGGGGGGCAGGAUUCAGGUUUCACUGUAAAAAUGCGGAUGAAGUGCUCCGUGCCCCACAAUUAGGUGAUCUAGGUUGGAGCAGCAUUGAAGGCUUCAUUUGCAGUUUGUCUGCCAAGACAAAAGACUGAUUCUGGGAAGAAGGGCCUUUAAAUAUAGGGGAAUCUCAUUCAAAAAUCAAAGUAAUUUAUUUUCAAUUUCAGAAACUGCUUUAAGGAGAAAUCAAACAGUUUAAUCAGUGGGGAAAGGGAUUUCUGCUCCACUUAAAAGUAAUAAGAGCUUAAUUAAUUGACCUAGUUUAGAUGUACCCAAACAAUGAAUCGAGCAUAUGCCAACCUCAUUUUAGCCUUUGGUGGGAUACUGAGUCCCACUGUGGUUUCUAAAGCAAUAGUAGGACAUCUGUAGCACAUGUAAGAGUAGCACAUGUAAGCAAUCUACUGGGAGAUUGCUUUCCCUGCCUUUUUGAAGAUUAAGAAAGGUGGGUGUUUAAAGCAGUAUUGAGGAAGAGAUUAACACUAUUUAGGGAACUAAAGGAAACACUGAAAAAAUUAUCACAAUAUUCAUAUAAUGGCCGAGGAAGUACGUGUACCUGGGGAAGUAGGUGUAGCCUUGCUCAUUUUUACAGGGUUUUCUUUUAAGCGCUCCAUUGGUUUACUUGCAUUUUAAUAGUAAUAUAAAGCAAACACUUAAAAUUUGAGUCUACAGCUGCAUCGAUCUCCAGAAAUGAUGUCACAAAGCAACAUCUUAUAGGUAGGCACUGGUGUAAAAACCCUCCCACAAAGCCUUUGAAGCUGUAGUUGAAGAAUUAUAAAAUAUAAUAAAAAUACAUAGAGCACAAGAAUAGGUACAUAUGGAAGGAGCUGUACCCAAGGCUACAGCUAAUAAGAGAAGGGAAAAAAUACCAAACGGUUGAAUACCUAUCUGUCCCUUUAGUACCCGAGGCAUCCCCUGCUGGAAUGGGUGUCCAGGGCUUGGGAAGGCCCGCCCUUUAGGACCCUCCUUUCUCCAGUCCCUGCUGAAUUGCACACUUAUUGCUAGUUUAAAGCACUUUGAACAAGGUAAAAGGUAAAGGUAGUCCCCUGUGCAAGCACCAAGUCAUUACUGACCCAUGGGAGGACGUCGCAUCACGAUGUUUUCUUGGCAGACUUUUUGUUACGGGGUGGUUUGCCAUUGCCUUCCCCAGUCAUCUACACUUUACCUCCAGGAACCUGGGUACUCAUUUUACUGACCUUGGAAGGAUGGAAGGCUGCGUCAACCUUGAGCUGUCUGUCUGAACCUGGCUUCCUCCAGGAUCAAACUCAGGUUGUGAGCAGAGCUUGGGCUGCAGUACUGCCACUUACCCCUCUACGCCACGGGGCUCCUAUACUUUGAACAAAGUACCACAUAAAGGCUCUUGAAGAAGGAGAAACGGCUGCUGCUCCCAGGAGCUCACAUGUCCAUGUACAAGCUCUUGGGACUCAAUGCUGCUGCUUAUACCUUCUCCUGCACAAAAGGAGUUUUGGUCUUCAAAUGUACCUCUCUUGUUCUGAUUUAUAUACAAAAGUAAAUAAAUUUUUCUAUUGGUUUAAA
Messenger RNA from Eublepharis macularius, 5082 nucleotides. RefSeq names its product SEL1L family member 3 (gene SEL1L3). The transcript is spliced from 24 exons. NCBI's taxonomy places the organism in Eukaryota, Metazoa, Chordata, Lepidosauria, Squamata, Eublepharidae. Gene Ontology annotation, molecular function: protein binding. The record is from RefSeq and is a predicted model, not a curated record. The coding region runs from base 60 to 3407 and encodes 1115 amino acids.